AUGGAUCUAAGCCGGUUCUGUGAUUCCCAUGGUAUUAUAUUAUACGCUUUGCCACCUUAUACAACGCAUUUAAUGCAACCGGCUGACGUUAGCCUAUUUACACCUUUAAAGACAUAUUGGAAGCAGACAGUUCGUGAAUGGCAAGAAGAGCAUGUAGGAGACUCUCUUACUAAAAAAGAAUUCUCUCCUUUAUUGCUCAAGGUUCUUAGCGAACAAAAUUAUUCCGAAGCUAUAAAAAAUGGAUUUCGAAAAUGCGGUUUGUAUCCUUUAAAUCCCGAUGCAGUAGACCAUACGAAAUGUGUAAAAUCCAACGCAAUUGCAAUACAAGAACAGGAUGAAACUACUUGCCAGAAAAAAACUAGAUACAGAAUUGCGUCCGAAGUGAUAACAGAACUCUCAUCCAAAUUACGAGAUGUGGGCAUAGAUUCCAACGUUAUAUUAGAAGUUUUCUCUGAAGAAGAGAGUACAAACUCCGCAUCGCGUAAUCCUCUUGAAUACCAAAACAUAUAUCCCGAAGGACAGCCAGAAUGUGCCCCUGAUGUAAAUAAUGUUUUGCAUCAGGAAGAUAAUGACCUUUCAUCCAUUUCAUUGCUUGAUGUAACUUUAGAUGAUCUGGAGAUACCGUCCGGUAUAUUCGUUAUAAACAACGAUGGAGUUUUAGAGCCAGUAUGCAGUAGUUCAAAGGACGUGUCAACAAAUAUAUCUACCGCUAUAAUACCUUCCCCAGGUCCAAGUUUUGCUAGUAGCUUAUCAUCGCACUUAUUCUACCCAAAACCUAUCCGGUUUAAGGGUAAAAUAACUAGUAGCACUUUAAGAGCAUCUAGUGCUAUCUCUUCACAAGGAUGGAGAGAUAUAUACGAGCAAAAAGAACGCGAGAAGCAACAAAAACAAACCGCCAUAGCUGAAAGGAAACUAGAACGUUUAGCUAAGAGGAACCUUAAACAAAAAAACAGGGCUAAACAAAGGAAACGCUUCUCAAAAAAGAAAGAAAUAUGCCAGACUUGCUUGGACGAACUCACUAGCGAUGUAGAUGACGACAACUUAAAGAAUAUCGGCUGCGACACUUGCCCCUCAUGGUAUCAUCUGAAAUGUACCGCAUUGAAAGACCUUUCAUAUUCAGAAGCUUACAAAAACAAGUUUAUAUGUGCUUUGUGUUCCAACUGA
Messenger RNA from Rhagoletis pomonella (apple maggot), 1164 nucleotides. RefSeq lists its product as uncharacterized. Lineage: Eukaryota; Metazoa; Arthropoda; Insecta; Diptera; Tephritidae. The transcript has a single exon. The coding region runs from base 1 to 1164 and encodes 387 amino acids. The record is from RefSeq and is a predicted model, not a curated record.